CUGGCCAUCAAAUUCUUCAUCCAGAAGGACAUCCCGCAGGAGAUCCAAGCCGACGUUUGCGAGACCAUUGCUGCCCUCGGGGGAAGAGUAGAGGCAAAGGUACCACGUGCGGGAUACAUACUCGUUCAACCAGGAACUGCAGAAGAGGAGAGGUUGCGCCUAUGUUGGAACACUCCCGACCGCCCGGACCGACACUUCGUGCCUUAUACAUAUGUAGAGGCUUGCAAGAUUCAUAGCAUGCUGCUUAAACAAAUAUUCGUACAUGAGGGUCAGCCCAUCCGAAUGCACAUUGACUCAAGUAUCGCGAACAUCAAUGUCCGGGCAACGCUUAGUACUCGUAUCAUGCACUCAGGUGGUGAUCCGACUGCCUCGGCUCAAUCCGCACGAGUGAUUCUCGCAGACCCUAACACCGAAGUCUUCCAACAUCUUGUGAAGACUUAUCAAGGAGAGCCUGAGAAAUUCGUAGAAUCUUAUCUCUGGGUCAGGAAGUGCAUUGAGAAGGGACAGGUUAUCUACACACCUGUAGUAUACAAGAAUCCUGGUGGGAGACGGCCUGGCGAGGAACGCACACAGUUCACAGAACAAGAUGAAGAAAAUCUGUGCAACUGGAUAGCGGCUAAGAUCCCCUACAAAGAGACCGGAGGUAGGACAGGCAACCGCCUCUACCAACAGCUGUGCGAGCAGGCAAGUGAACCCGAAUUCGCGUGGGUAACACGGCAUACUUGGCAAUCAUGGCGCGAACGAUACAAAAAGAAUAUGGCGCGUCUUGAUGUAAAGAUUGCCGAGGUCGUGGAACAGAAAAAGCCCGCUCAUGGUGAGAAGGGGCAAUAUGGCUACGUACGCAAGCCGGAGGAGAAGCCUAGACGUACUCGCAAGAAGGCACGCACCAACUCUACAGGAGCUGGACCUUCCCAGAUAACAGAUGAAAUGCGAGAACUUGAGAACUUCCCGCCAGUCCCGGUCCCGGUCGCUGCCGGCAUUCUACAGGCGGUGGGCGUGCCCAAUGAUCCCUUCAACUGCCUACUGUACCCCAGUCCACAGGCCGUCUUCCCGCCGCAUAUACCUGUCCCGGGUGCUGGCCCAAUGGACCCGGCCAUAGCGCGCCAGCAUGCGACAGAGGAGGAAAUGGAAGAUGAUGAAGUUGAAUGGCAGAUUCGGGAAGGUGACCCUGAUGUGCCUCAGCCUCCAUGGGCGAAAAGGAAACUGGAGGAUGAUGGCAAUGAUACGAAUAAGAGACAAAAAAUCAGCGAUGGAGAGUCGACCUCUGCUGGAAUGCACAUUGUCGACAGGACUGUCCGUGAUAUUGCGCGGGAAUUCCGCUUUACUGUCGAAGAAGUAAAGGAGUAUUACGACAAGUGCGGCGACGCCGAUCGAACAAGAACACGCUUCAAGAGGAUGCGCGACGUACUCUCAGCAUUGGAUGACGAUGAGCCAACACCUGUGGCUGGACCAUCUGCGGCGGCGUCUGCACCUGAGCAGGCCGUGACCACGGUUCUUGUGCCCGACCUUCCUGUAGGUGCGGUUCCUGUGUCUGAUCUUGCUUCAGUUGUCCCCCUUCCUGUCGAAUCCCGCCCCCUGUAA
This is a messenger RNA of Postia placenta MAD-698-R-SB12, 1581 nucleotides long. RefSeq lists its product as hypothetical. Gene Ontology annotation, biological process: regulation of DNA-templated transcription; telomere maintenance via telomere lengthening. The transcript is spliced from 6 exons. Gene Ontology annotation, cellular component: shelterin complex. Gene Ontology annotation, molecular function: telomeric repeat DNA binding. The record is from RefSeq and is a predicted model, not a curated record. Lineage: Eukaryota; Fungi; Basidiomycota; Agaricomycetes; Polyporales; Adustoporiaceae. The annotation marks the transcript as partial.